This is a messenger RNA of Coffea eugenioides, 1494 nucleotides long. RefSeq lists its product as uncharacterized. Lineage: Eukaryota; Viridiplantae; Streptophyta; Magnoliopsida; Gentianales; Rubiaceae. The transcript is spliced from 4 exons. Bases 1 to 1494 code for a protein of 497 amino acids. The record is from RefSeq and is a predicted model, not a curated record.
AUGCCCCCAGAAAGAAAGGAGGAACUUUUACGCUGCCAACGGGCAGCUAGCGCGCGUCGUUACGCACAAAUGCCACAAGAAAAAAAGGAUGAUCUUUUACGCCGUCGCAGGGAGGCAAAUGCUUCAAAGAAAAAAAACAUGCCCCCUUCUGCCUCUGAUUCUGUGCCAAACUCCGGCACUUCUAACAGAAAACGUCCAGCUCCCACUCCUCAAACUCCGUUACCUCCUGCAGGACCAGUCCUUAGCAUUCCUGUUACUUCUGUGCACUCUGCUUCUAACCAGAGUACUGAUCUUCUGAGCAGUGAUGCGUUAGCAGCUGCUCCGUUGGAAAGUGACCAGCAUGCUUCCUCUUCUGUUAUCACAAGUUCCAUUCCGUCUGGUUUUCGACAAGGUCAGCAGCGAAUAUCUAGGAAAACUAUUCUCCCUCGCUUAGCCAGGAUUCCAGAUCAUUCUUUGAUUCUCCCUGAUUCUCCCAAUUGCCAGUAUUGUGGAGCUAUACGGUUCCAUUUAGAACCUCCUAAUUUCUGCUGUUCAAGGGGGGAAGUUUCACUGGUCACUGCAGCAAUGCCUUAUGAUCUUCGUCGUCUUUUUAUUGGCGACGAUGAAGAAUGUGACCAUUUCAGGAAAAAUGCUCGUACAUACAACAACAAUGUUUCUUUCACUACUUUUGCUGCAAAGUAUGAUCCAGAAUUGACGAAAAAUAAGCAUGGUGUUUAUAGGUUUCGUGUACAAGGUCAGGUUUAUCACUUCCUCGAUGGUUUGGUAUCACAUCGUCAUAAACCAUCGGGUAUUCAAUUGUACUUUUUUGAUACCGAUGAGGAGCUUGCAAGGAGACUUGAUGCUUCCUCUCGGCUCCGCGCAGGCACACUUAAAUUGCUUAUGCGCAUUUUAGCUGGCAAUCCCUAUGCCAGAUUUUUUAAAGAUUUGCGUCAUGUUCCUGAUCUCGAGCGCCAUAGAAUUGUUCUUAAUUGCAAUCCUGCUCUUGAUCAGCGUUUGUAUAAUCUUCCAUCGGCUUCUCAGGUAGCUGCUAUAUGGAUCGAGACUGAUGAUGAAUCAGUUGAUAAGUCAGUUCAUAUUCAGGUUUAUAGUCACUCCGAUCAGAGUCAUAUGAUGAAGUAUUACUAUGCUUGCUAUGACUCUUUACAGUAUCCUUUAUUAUUUCCUCGUGGUGAGUCUGGAUGGCACCAUGGAAUUCAAAGGAUUACGUGCGAAAAUAGGAAAAGAUCGCGUCCUGUUUGUGAAGCUGAUAUUGCUAUUGAUCCAGCAUCUAUCGGUAGUCCAUCUGAUUUGAUUAAUCUUGAACAAAGAGCCGCUGAUCGUGGCAAGAAACAGAAAACUAACGUCACUGCUAGGGAAUACUACUGUUAUAGGUUUCAGAUGAGACAUGAAGAUGAGUCCAUGUUGUUACAUGCGCUGAGAUUGUUGCAACAGUAUGUUGUUGAUAUCUACGUUAAGAUAGAGACAUCUAGGCUUGAAUUCCACCGGAAAAAAUAG